Messenger RNA from Vidua macroura (Pin-tailed whydah), 3001 nucleotides. RefSeq names its product protein O-glucosyltransferase 1 (gene POGLUT1). Gene Ontology annotation, cellular component: endomembrane system. The coding region runs from base 7 to 1179 and encodes 390 amino acids. Gene Ontology annotation, molecular function: UDP-xylosyltransferase activity; UDP-glucosyltransferase activity. Gene Ontology annotation, biological process: positive regulation of Notch signaling pathway; protein O-linked glycosylation. The record is from RefSeq and is a predicted model, not a curated record. The transcript is spliced from 11 exons. Lineage: Eukaryota; Metazoa; Chordata; Aves; Passeriformes; Viduidae.
GCGGCCAUGGCCGCGGGGCGGGCGGCCCUGGCGCUGUGGGCCGUGGCGGCCGCGCUGUGCCGCCUGCAGCCCGCCCUGGCGGCAGAUGCCAAGUGGAAAACGGUAACUGGCCAAAUUAAGAAAGCUGUGGAAGCCUAUGAGCCGUGUGUAAAGGAAAAUUGCAGCUGCCACCAAAGUGUCUGGAAGCAGGACCUGGCUCCUUUUCGAGGUGGCAUUUCCAAGGAGACCAUGUCAGACGUGGUGAGCCGGAAGCUCGGGACCCACUACCAAAUAAUUAAAAACAAACUGUAUCGUGAGCAGGACUGCAUGUUCCCUGCAAGAUGCAGUGGAGUUGAGCACUUCAUUCUGGGGAUCAUCCACCGCCUCCCUGACAUGGAAAUGGUGAUCAAUGUGCGAGACUACCCCCAGGUUCCCAAGUGGAUGAAACCCAUUAUCCCAGUCUUCUCCUUCAGCAAGACCUCUGAAUACAAUGAUAUCAUGUAUCCUGCCUGGACGUUUUGGGAAGGAGGACCAGCUGUUUGGCCAAUUUACCCAACAGGUUUAGGGCGCUGGGACCUCAUGAGAGAGGACCUCAGAAGAUCUGCAGAAAAAUGGCCAUGGAAGAAAAAAAUCUCUAAGGGAUAUUUCCGAGGAUCCAGAACAAGCCCUGAGAGAGAUCCCCUCAUCCUGCUGUCCCGAGAAAACCCGGAACUUGUUGACGCUGAGUACACUAAAAACCAGGCUUGGAAAUCUGAAAAGGAUACCUUAGGAAAGCCUCCUGCAAAGGAAAUUCCACUGGUUGAUCACUGCAAAUACAAGUACCUGUUUAAUUUCCGGGGAGUGGCGGCCAGUUUCCGCUUGAAGCACCUUUUCCUGUGCGGCUCACUCGUCUUUCAUGUCGGAGAGGAGUGGUUGGAGUUCUUCUACCCCCAGCUGAAGCCUUGGGUCCACUACAUCCCGGUGCGGUCAGACCUCUCUGAUGUCAGGGAGCUCUUGCAGUUUGUAAAGGAAAACGAUGCCAUAGCACAAGAAAUUUCAGAGAGGGGACGUCAGUUCAUCACUGAACACUUGGAGAUGGAGGACAUCUCUUGCUACUGGGAGCAUCUGCUGUCUGAAUAUUCCCAAAUCUUGACUUACAAAGUGAAAAGGAGGAAGAGCUACAGCGAGAUCACUUCUGGACAGCUGAAAACAGAACUGUAGAGACUUCUCUGUUUUUCUCUUUGGCUCAAACUGAUCACUAUGGAAAUCUGAAGAUCAGUAUUAACUUAUUUCUUGCUCUCUCAGACUUACCUUUCACAGAAGAACUACAGAGAACAGCAGUAGGCUGACUUGGACAUUGCUUCCAGGCACUGGGACCUGGUUAUAUUGUCACCACAAGAAUGCUGAGCAGCAUAUUGGAUUAAGGCUAUUUAAUGGGGUUGUCAGUCAUGCCUAGAGGAGGGAUGUUAGCAUUUAGGACUUAGUUACUACCUGUCUCAAAAUGAUCCUAAAUCCCAUUCAGUCGAUGAGAAGCCUUACCGGACUUUUUACCAGAGGUCAUGGCAAAGGACACAGACUGUGAGCUGCACUCAGCUAGUAAAUACUUGCCCCUUUGUUUGGCAAUGUUUUCUCAGCUGGGUGAUAGCACUUGGGGUAUUAGGUGUUCUCUGACAGAAGCAGGUACUGGGAUUUGGGGGUAUAUACCUUUCUGGAUAGCUUAGAGUUUAUCUUUAUGUCAGGUUUUAGAGGCUGAUGGUAAGGUUUUGACAUGUCCUUGGAGGAUAACUGAUCCUUGCAGAGUUACCCUACCUACCUCAGAGGGGAUCAGCAUAUGGUGGUGAUGGGGCCAUCAUCAGUGAUGUGCCUGGCAACUGAGACACAGAUUCAUCCUCCAGCAGAUGAGCUGGGUGCCUGCACAGCCCUGCACAACAGAGCCCCUGUUAAGGAUCUCUCACCAGCUGCCUGGCCAGACAUGCUGGGAUGUCAUCCUUAGGAACCCAGAGAAAGUAUUCAGAGGUAGAUUCAGCACUUCCUUUUUCCAAAAGUGCACAGUCUGCUCUGAUCUCCUUCUGUAAUCUUUCUAGGAUUAUUGUGAGGGUUUUUUUGUUUGGUUUUUUGUGGUUUUUUUGGUUUUUUUUUGUUUUUUUGUUUUUUUUUUUUUUUUUUUUUUUUUGUUUUUUUUUGUUUUUUUUUUUUUUGUUUUUUGUGGUUUUUUUUUUUUUUGUGGUUUUUUUUUUUUUUGUUUUUUUUUGAGACUAGUAAUACAUCUGCUCACUUCAGUUGUUGCUUUUCUUCCCCACAGCUGUGCCACUUCUUUUUUCAUCUCCUUCAGCCCGGUUGAGGGAAUGUCUUCAGUCACACAGUAGCAGCUACUGCUCACAUUACCCAUUUUGAGUUGGUCACAGGUUGCUUGUGCUCGCUGUCUUUAUGCCCACCACAGCCUCUUGGCUAAGAAGGACUGCAAUUCCUGAAAUGGUCUGUGCCCCCUAAAGUGAGAGGCUGGGAGGCAGCAGCAUCUUCUCUGGCACCCAGACAGGAAGAGUGUGGGGUGGCAGGAGGGACACAGGAGCCUCCCAGGGGAGCCUCCUUGUUGGUAAAGCAGCCUCAAAGCUGAGAGAGCAGCACAUUAUAAUGGAAGAGGAUGAUAGCAACAGCUCUCAGGCCCUCUGCAGUCAGUGUGUAUCAGGGAAGAAGGAAACUGCAUGGAACAGUAACAUUUAAGUGCAUGUGUGCCCUCACAGAGGCCUUGCAGCCCUGGUACAGGGACACAGCAGCUGGCCCUAUUGAUCAAGUGCUGGUUGCUGGGGCAGUGUGUUGGUUUUGGGACCAGUGCUGGGGUUAUCCCAUCCAGCAAAGGAAACAGAAUGGGGCAUUAAAAGAACCCGGUUUCCCCAGGAAAACUGUGCCAGAGUGGAAAGGGUUUUCUGGUUUUCUAUUUUUAGCCAACGGAGAGAUAGCACUCCAAGAAACUGAUCAGCUCUGUAUGAUAUUUUAAAACUAUUUGUAAUGAAGGGCUUUUUGGAAUAAAACAAAAAAUAAUGAA